Molecule: messenger RNA, 2590 nt
Organism: Xyrauchen texanus (razorback sucker)
Lineage: Eukaryota; Metazoa; Chordata; Actinopteri; Cypriniformes; Catostomidae
Gene: tmem120b
Product: transmembrane protein 120B
Exons: 12
Coding region: 27-1040 (337 amino acids)
Biological process (GO): fat cell differentiation
Cellular component (GO): membrane
Source: RefSeq, a predicted model, not a curated record
AGCAGCGCGAACGCAGACGGGUUACAAUGUCACUGGAGAAAUGUCAAAGUGAAUGGACUGAAAUAGAGCAAGAACAUCAACAAUUACAGGAAACUCACAAAGUUUACAGACAGAAACUGGAGGAGCUGACUAACCUGCAGGCGAUAUGCAGCAGUGCCAUUAGCAAACAGAGAAAAGGCCUGAAAGACCUCAAGCAAAGUCUUCAUAAGAGUGUGAAAACCUGCAAUGAAAAGGAAUCAGAAGUGGUAAAUGACCUGCAGGUCCAAAUUAAAGAAAGGCUAAAUGUCUUUUUUGACAUGGAAUCCUAUUUGCCAAAGAAGAAUGGAUUGUACUUAAAUUUGGUCCUUGGAAAUGUUAAUGUUACGCUCCUCAGCAACCAAGCAAAGUUUGCAUACAAAGAUGAAUAUGAGAAGUUCAAACUUUAUAUGACCAUAAUACUAAUGUUUGGUGCCGUUACUUGUCUUUUUCUUCUAAACUACCGGGUUACAGAUGAAAUCUUCAAUUUCUUAUUGGUGUGGUAUUAUUGCACUCUGACAAUAAGGGAGAGUGUCCUUAUGAGCAAUGGCUCCCGAAUUAAAGGCUGGUGGGUUUCACAUCACUAUGUCUCAACCUUUUUAUCAGGUGUUAUGUUAACAUGGCCAGAAGGUCCUAUGUAUCAGAUGUUCAGAAGUCAGUUCCUGGCUUUCUCCAUCUAUCAGAGUUGUGUGCAGUUUCUUCAGUAUUAUUAUCAGAGCGGAUGCUUGUAUAGGUUACGAGCUCUGGGCGAAAGGAACCAGCUGGACCUUACAGUGGAGGGAUUUCAGUCAUGGAUGUGGAGGGGGCUCACGUUCCUUCUUCCAUUUUUAUUUUUUGGCCAUUUUUGGCAGUUGUACAAUGCUGUGACCCUUUUUAGGCUGUCUGCCCGUGAUGACUGCAAGGAAUGGCAGGUGUUCAUGUUGGCCUUGACGUUUAUCGUCUUGUUCCUGGGGAAUUUUCUCACCACUCUGAAAGUGGUCCGCCAGAAGCUCCAAAAGAACAAAGAAAAGAUCAAAAAGAACUGAUGCUGGAAGAUUUCAUACCCAACGAGGUCAGAGUGGAACUCGCAGAACUGAACUACAAAGCGCACAAAACUGUUUCGUCUUUUGAGUGUUGUCCCACAAGCUGUUUGGAGUUGGAGUCAAAUGUUGACGUCUCUCAAACUCAUUUUGACGCGACAGUGGAAACUCGAGAUUAUGUCACUUUGCCCAUUUUUCUGCCGUGUUUUUGCUUUUUUUAAUUUUUGGGUUAGGUACCACUGUUAACCUUCAAUGUUUCAAACACUGUAUACUUAAUAAGUGAGAAGAAUUUUAUUUUGUUCCUGUGCAUGAAUUUGUUUACAAAAAAAUACAUUUUAACUGCGGAAAAUCUGCAGAAAUGCAGAUGCUCGGGUCAUUGGUGUCUAGAAGGGAUUUGUUCUUUAUGGUUAAUAAAGAUGGAUAGUGAUGAAAUUAUAACGGAAUAAAUGUUUGUGCUCACACAAGGCUUUUAAACGGGAGCAUAUGCUCAUGUAUUUUGUAUUGUGAGAAUUUUUAUAAGGGACAAGUUGUGUUUUGCACGUUAAGGCUUGUCAGUAGUGUUGAGCAAGUCAAAAUUCUUGAAUCAAGGUCACAUGACAUUUCUUGACACCUUAAAAAUAUGGUUUUGUUUGUAUUUAAUUAUUGAUAAUGAUGGCAAUAAAGCUCCAUUAACACUUUAAAGUACAAUUGAAUCAGAAAUUAGCAUUUCUCUAUUCUCUUGCCUUGUAGUUUGCACCAGUUUGGUAGUUGUACUGUAUUUAGAGGCAUAGACAUGCUAAACAAUAUCAUGCAUAAUGUGCUGUUUUCCACCAAAUAUGAGUGGAUACUGUUAUAAUUACAUCUACUGUAAUAGGACUAAUUGUUUUUCAAGAGUGUAUGUUUUUGCUGGCAAAUGUAAUUUAAUAUGUACUUUGACCAUGUAAAAUGUCAAAGUAAAGAAUUAGUCAUUUUGGCCAAAUAAUGCAAGAUUUGUUAAUGGAUAGUUCAUUUAUUUGGCCUCAUGUUGUUAUAAAACCCAUACAACGUUCUUCCACACUAAAGUAGCUUUUGGGCACUGUUGCAUUUUUUAAUUUUUUUUAAACAAUGAAAGUGAAUGGUGAUUGAGACCAAUAAUAUGCCUAAUAUUUCUUUGGGUUCCACAAAGGAAGAAAAGUCAUACUAGUUAGGAACAACAUGAUGGUGAGUAAAUGAUGACAGAAGUUUCAUUUUUGGGUGAACUAUCUGUUUAAUCAUUUGCCAUCGGGGUAAUUUGUCACGCUGACAAAACCUUCUUCCGACAUGAUAUUACAGAGACAAGUAAAAAGGAGUUGCUGGAAUAUUUGUUUGCCUUAAUGCUGUCUGUUCACCUAUUCUCAUCUUGUUCAGUUUAGUCCAAAAUCCAAGUGUCAUGUAUAAGAUCCAUAAUUUGUAACUGUAAGGGAAAGCUAAUAAAAAAGAUUUCUCAUGUUUGGAAAUAACUUUUCCAGAGGGCUGAUUAGAUGCCAAGCUGAAUUUCCAUUUGCUACCUAUUGCUAUAUAAGGCAAAUAAAAUUAAUCUGAUGCAAUCUCAGUGGCCU